This is a messenger RNA of Haliotis rufescens (red abalone), 3052 nucleotides long. RefSeq names its product transcription factor A, mitochondrial-like. The transcript is spliced from 7 exons. The coding region runs from base 29 to 904 and encodes 291 amino acids. Lineage: Eukaryota; Metazoa; Mollusca; Gastropoda; Lepetellida; Haliotidae. The record is from RefSeq and is a predicted model, not a curated record. Gene Ontology annotation, molecular function: transcription cis-regulatory region binding.
UCCCCGACCGCGCGCCAGCCCACGCAAAAUGGCCGUCACACGUGCCAGUGGGUUAUUAGAGUUAUCGUUGAGGCAGCAUGCGUCACUAUGCUGGAGAUGCCCCUCCCAGCUGCGUCAUCUCGUCGUAUCAUCCCGUUGCAAUACCCAAACACCACCAAAGAGACCUGUUGGGGCCUUCCUUGAAUUUGCCCAUUCUCAAACUGCUGAAAUAUUAGAAAACAAUCCUGGUGUGAGCAGAAGAGAGUCUCUCAAGAUAGCAAGUCAGAGGUGGCAUCAGCUGGACCCACAGGAGAAGGAUGAAAGAACUGGUGAAGUGCGUGAGCGUUACAGGGAAUAUCAGCGGCAGUACCAACUCUAUCUCCAAAGCCUUACAACCGAGGAGAGGGACAGAAUGGAUGAGCAGAGGCAACUUCGCAGAAAGAAGCUUGCCAAGAUCAGAAAGAAAAGGGAAUUGAAGAGUCUUGGCAAGCCAAAAAGUAUUCGAAAUGCAUUCUUGCUCUUUGUGAAAUCUUCCCGACUUGAGACAAGAGGCGCCAAUCCAACAACUGUCAUCCAGCGUUUGGUUGAGAACUGGAAAACAUUGCCGCAAGAUGAAAAGGAGAUCUACUAUGAGGAUGCUCGGCUGGACCGGGAACGCUAUGAGAUGGAGAUGAAGGUCUGGGAGGACAAGAUGAAGGCGAUCGGGAGAGAGGAUGUCAUCAGGAUUAAAAGUAAAACCAAAAUAACGAAAGCAGCAAAGCCGCCGGCAAGGAAAGUCAAGAAAGCAAAAAAAGCAAAGAAAGUUAUAUCUAAUGCUAAAUCAAAAGCUGGUAGUAAUGCUAAGACAAAGACACGUGGCAAAACAGCAGCUACACCAAGGUCAAAGUCAACAAAGACCGACACCAAGUCCACACAAACUGAUUAGCUGGUGCUUCCAAGACCUACAGUUGUGGUUAGGUAACCUCCAUGUCAUGUUGAUGUGUGGAAUGCGAGACACUGAAUCACACUGAAUCGUGAUGCAUGUUGGACAUCAGGAAUGUAUCAUACUGAAUCAUCACGAUGCACAGGGAGAACCAAAUAUAUGCUACUCAAAAGAAGUUGAAGAACACCCGAUUCUUUCAUUUAGCAAAGUUAAACUGCCAUGGCAUGACAGAAAAAACAGAAAUAGAAAAGAUCGUGUUAUUUAACAUCAGUUGAGAAGUAUAUAUAUCGUUCUGAAUCAAGACUAUUAAUUUUGGAUGUCAGACAAGGGCACUUAUGCACUUCAUGAGGCAAACUGAAAGCCAUAGAAUAGACAGACAAGUAUAGUUGUCCCUAAACCUUGCCGUGGCAGUGCUAGUUAGUGUAGUAUGGUAGACAUUACCCGCUGGAUGUAUUGCUGCCAGUAUACAUGGGCAUUCAGACCAAAGAUGUAGUCAUUCCAUGUGCUACCUCAUAUCUUGUUGGGAACUAUAUCCAAUCUGACAAUGUUGAUAUUAAAAGGAUGAGUUUUUCUUUAUUCUUGAAUUAAUCCCUAAAUAAUAGCACUUGUUGAUUAAAACACUUGAGAUGACAAUGAGCACAUUAUUACAGUGUUCAAAUGCCAACAACAAUCAUUUCUAAAUGUGAGAGACCUGCUGUGCAGAAUCCCUAUCUUAAAACAAGAGUCUAGUCUAGUUCUUUGUUGAUCCAGACAUGGACGGACUAGCUAGUGAUGUUAUUUGUUUGUUGUUUGACACCGCACUCAGCAAUAUAUUCCAGCUAUAUGACAGCGGUCUGGAAAUAAGCGAGUCUGGACCAGAUAAUUCAGUGAUUGACAUUAUCAGAAUCAAUCCACACAAUUGGGAUACGAUGACAUGCAUCAACAAAGUCAGAGAGCCUGACCACCCGAUCGUGUUAGUUGCCUUUUGCGACAAGCAUGGUUUGCAAAAGAACUAAGCUGGUGAAGGCUCUCUGUUGAUCCACACAUGGACGGCUCCAUAUUGAUUCCAAUCUCAUUAAAACCAAAUCUUAGUUCUCGCAUCCUGUAAUGGAGUAACCCAUAAUGGGAUGUUCUCCGAUCUUUGUUCUGCGGUGGUGAGAACUGAGACCUGAUCUUAAUGAUAUUGUGUCGAUCGGGACCCGGACUGACCAGCUUCAUGGACAGGGUGCUCAUUGUCUGCUGUCAACUGUACAAGCCUGAAAAUCAAAACUUUCUGUCGAUGAGUCUUCAGCAUUAGUAGGGAAGUGAUGACACACUGUGUUACUGUAUUUCGAUGGUUGUACAUCAUGGUAAGGAGCCAUCCAUUAUCAAAACAUGUCCUCCUUAUAUGCAUCCUCAUGUACCCAGGGUACAUUAUCCAUGCUGUCUUGUGUGCGUGAUUUGAAUGAGUAAAUUCUUUUACCAUGGCUGAUUUAACAAGUCGGCAAGAUAAAUUUGUUGUUGCAGUAUCACUCGCCUACAGCUUCUGGUAUGAAACCGAAUGCAUAAAACCACAUGCACCCCUUGUGUGUCCGUGAUGGUCUCACAUUUUAUAAACGAUCCGGGGUAGAAUAGGUCUUAGCCAAACCCAUGCUUGCUGUAAAAUGCGAUUUACGGGAUCGGGUGGUCAGGCUCGCUGACUUGGUUGAUGCAUGUCAUCGGUCCCAAUUGCGUGGAUCGAUGCUCAUGAUAUCAAUCACUGGAUUGUCUGGUCCAGACUUGAUUAUUUACAGACUGCCAUCAUAUAGCUGGAAUAUUGCUGAGUGUGGCGUUAAACAACAAACCAACCAACCACAUUAUAUAUACAGAUCUUAGAGGAAUUAGUCUCUAGCUUACAUAAGCCUGAUGACCCAUCAUGAUAUUUUUGUCUUUAAGUAUAAAUGAUGUUUCCAUGCCAAACUGUGUAUCUUCAUCACCACCUUGUGUUCAUGAUGUUUAAUUAUGUGUUUGUGUGCUGUAGCGUAACACUGCCAUGCUGGCUGGGGCUAGUGAUCUGGAUGCCUCAUCACACAUAGUAUGCGUGAAUAUUUCUAUAUUGUUUACAUUGCAUGAGAGUGCUGCCUUUGUAAAUUGCGUUUGUAUGGAAGGGAAAAAGAGAGUGAAAUAAAUAUAUUGUACAAAUAUCGCAGAAAA